Molecule: messenger RNA, 820 nt
Organism: Anoplophora glabripennis (Asian longhorned beetle)
Lineage: Eukaryota; Metazoa; Arthropoda; Insecta; Coleoptera; Cerambycidae
Gene: snf
Product: U1 small nuclear ribonucleoprotein A
Exons: 4
Coding region: 100-744 (214 amino acids)
Biological process (GO): mRNA splicing, via spliceosome
Cellular component (GO): U1 snRNP
Molecular function (GO): U1 snRNA binding
Source: RefSeq, a predicted model, not a curated record
GUUAUGUUGUUCGUUGUUUUAACGUAAAGAACGCGUUGUGUGACUAUAUAUUAGAAUUUUCUAAAACCAUUCAAAUAUCAGUGUAAAACCUCACAUAAAAUGGAUAUCCGACCCAACAACACGAUUUACAUAAACAACCUCAACGAAAAAGUGAAAAAAGACGAAUUAAAGAAAUCAUUAUACGCUAUAUUCUCACAGUUUGGCCAGAUCCUGGACAUCGUAGCGUUAAAAACUCUGAAAAUGCGAGGACAAGCUUUCGUGAUCUUCAAAGAGAUCCAAAGUUCCACCAACGCCUUGAGAUCGAUGCAGGGCUUUCCUUUUUACGACAAGCCAAUGCGCAUACAGUACGCUAAACAGGACUCGGACAUUAUAUCGAAAAUAAAGGGAACGUAUCAAGAGAGACCGAAGAAGAUCAGGCCUCCCCCCGCGAAAGACGAAGAAGCUCCCAAGAAGAAGAAGAAGAACAAGGACCCCAACAGGGUGCCCGGUGGGGCCAACGCCGAGCAGCCGCCCAACCAGAUUCUUUUCCUUACCAACCUACCUGACGAGACGAGUGAAAUGAUGUUGUCUAUGUUGUUUAAUCAAUUUCCAGGCUUUAAGGAAGUUCGACUGGUUCCUAAUCGUCACGAUAUUGCUUUCGUCGAAUUUGAAAACGAGAUGCAGUCUGGAGCAGCCAAAGACGCCUUGCAAGGCUUCAAGAUAACGCCCACUCACGCCAUGAAAAUAUCUUUCGCGAAGAAAUAGGAACUAAGUUUAGUGUAACGCUUUUUCUAAUAUUAAUUAUCUUGUAUUUAAUUUAAUAAAAAAAAUUUAAUUUGUA